Oncorhynchus mykiss (rainbow trout) is the source of this 3211-nucleotide messenger RNA. RefSeq lists its product as uncharacterized. The record is from RefSeq and is a predicted model, not a curated record. Lineage: Eukaryota; Metazoa; Chordata; Actinopteri; Salmoniformes; Salmonidae. Gene Ontology annotation, biological process: regulation of transcription by RNA polymerase II; embryo development. Gene Ontology annotation, molecular function: RNA polymerase II transcription regulatory region sequence-specific DNA binding; DNA-binding transcription factor activity, RNA polymerase II-specific. Gene Ontology annotation, cellular component: nucleus.
UAUGCACGAUGGUGCACGCGCGCAGCAGGUUUGUGUUCCGUGUUAGGCUGGUGCUUGACGGUCUGCCGUUCAGCUCUGUGUACAACGAAUCCCACUGUUAGGGCGGGGGGAUACAAGCAUCUCGUCAUUAUAUCCAGUAUCUCUGGUACCGUAUUGCAAAGAACAGAGCGCAUUCCUUUUUUUUUAGCCACACCAUUUGCACUAUGACCCUAACCAAUAACAUCCUUUCUCUACAGGAAACAAUGACCAAGAACAAUUUCCACGUUAGCGUUUUUAAUGUUGCUAUUUUUAAGUUUAUUAACACCAAGUGAAUAAAAAGUACUACUAAUUUAACUGCACAGCAUCACAUAUUUACCCCAUGUAGUCUUUAAUUCGCGUUGGAGACAGGACUUGGUUGAUUGACGUUAUCUAGGCAACGCUAGUUAGCUGCUAACGGUAACUAACAAUGGCUAACUGUAUGGUUUUUCACACUCAAAUAGCCUCCAUUAUGGAGGUUCUAGCGAAUUCAGCCGUGGCAGAGAUCAGUAAACUCGUAGACGACGACUAUGCAGUGUUUCGUUUGGAAAUAACGCAAAGCCAGAAAGAAAACAGGACAUUGAGGAGAAAACUACAGCUACUGGAGCUGAAGGUAGCACGGGAGCGCGCAGAGAGGACAAUGCGAGAGCGAUACAGAGGAAUUGCAAGAGGUGAAGGACAUCUCACUGGAGGCCACAGGAAUGUUGUAAAGCCAGCGGGACACAAUGGGUGGAGAAAUGACCAACCCAUAUCUAUAGAUGAGGGGAGUGGAACCUCAACCCAGCAUGUUAUCGUGAUAGAGUCUGUAGAUGCAGAGGCUGCAGGUCCUGGGGUCAAGCAGGAGAGGUCUGAAGGAGAGGACCCACGGCACAGCAGAGACAUCCAGAUUGGAGCAGCGUCUGGAGUGGCGUCCCCUGUAACCACAGAGGACCUGACCGCCGCGCCCCAGGCUAGGACCCGUUGCAGCAUCCCGGAGGUCAGUGGAAUGCUGAACGCCGCCCUCAAGUCAGAGACAGACGCCGAGACUUUAACUGUAACACACCGGCUCUUACACACAGGGUCUGACCACAGAUCAGACCCAGAGGGACUGGUGCUGGGGACACUUGUCUGUCCUCCUGCUCCUGGCUCAGAUUACUUACCAGUAUUUCAUCAGAGCCAGAGGACGGUUCAUUCCCGUGGAGAUGGUGACGUGUUAGACACUGGGGUUGAUGAUCUGUCUUGUUCUUAUGAUACAGAGAUGGUCCCUGGCAACAUAUCCUUAGGUUUAGAGACCCAGACUGAUCUGUCUAGAGGGGACUGGAACCGGUACAGUAGUAGUAUAUACUCCGAAGGGUGCCUAGAUAAGAAAGGGGAGGUUAUAGUGGUAGAUGAGGUGACUGUGAAAGUAGAGGGCGAUGCUCCUCCCACAUGGAAUGCAGAUAGUCACCUUGGAGACGGACACUCACAGGGCAGAGAUUUCUUAGAUUACAGGGGAAGCUUAGAGACAAAUCUAAAUGUCACAACCAAUUCUCCUUUACACGUGUUCAGGGAUCGCAAUCCAGUGUCCACGUCGAUGGGGCCUUCAGAUUCACACGGCCGUGUCCAUUUCGAUCAGGUAUUGAACUCAAACAGCAGGGCUAGAGCCCAGGCUCAGGGAGGAGGAGUCACAUCAGGCAAUAGUAAAGAGAAACGAUUCUUCUGCAUGUUCUGUAACAAAGGCUUCAGGUGCCUGCAGAAGGUGGAGAUCCACCAGAGGGUCCACACAGGGGAGAACCCCUUCAGUUGUACCCAGUGUGAGAAGAGGUUCUCCCGCCAGGACCACCUGAAGAGGCACCAGAUGGUCCAUACAGGGGAGAAACCGUUCAGCUGCCCCCAGUGCGAGAAGAGGUUCUCCCGCCAGGACCAGCUGAAGAUGCACCUGAAGGUCCACACGGGAGAAAGGCCGUUUGUCUGUACACACUGCGGGAAGAGGUUCUCAGAGAGGAGCUACCUCAGGAUUCACCAGCAGAAAAUGCACGCGGCCCUUGUAUAGUGACAUGUAAUCAGGAUUGAAAGUAAGACGGUCCUGACCGCAUCCCAGCAAAAUAAAUAGUGGGGUUACGCCGUACCGGUAAAACAUGAGCCUAUCACAAUAAUUAAAACAAAAUGUAAAAAAAAACUUUAGACUCUUAUACCUUUAUUUUUCAUUAGGCUACCGCAUAUCAGAGGCAUGAACAAUUUGCGAAUGGACUUGAAAACAAGUGGUAUAACAAAAUGCAAUGUGGUUCGACGAGAGCACUAGCAUAUUUCCAUGGCAGAGAUGAAUGGCUGACACAGAGACUUGUGUGGACAGUAGUAUAAAUUCUUGCCUAAUGAAAAUCGUCAAAAUGUUAUUACACUUUGUGGUGGUUUGUGUGACAGAUGUCUCUUUCCAUUUCCAUGUUUGGAGGCUGGAAAUACUGUGUCUUCAGAAAUGAUUCAUACCCCUUGACUUGUUCCACAUUUUGUUGUGUUACAGCCUGAAUUCAAAUGUCUCUCACCCAUCGCAACAUGUUUUUAGAACUGUUUGCAAAUUUGUUGAAAAUGGAAUACAGUUAUCUAAUUUACGAACAAUUCACAAUCCUGAGUCAAGUUGGUUGUUGAUUAUUGCUAGACAGCCAUUUUCAUCUCUUGCCAUAGAUUUUGAAGCUGAUUUAAGUCAAGACAUUUGUUGUCUUGGUAAGUGUAUAUUUUGCCUUAUGAUUUAGGUUAUUGUCCUGCUGAAAGGUGAAUUAAUUUCCCGGUGUCUGGAGGAAAGCAUACUGUACCAGGUUUUCCUCUAGGAUUUUGCUUGUACUUAACUCUUAACUUCCAUUUCUCUUUUAUCCUGAAAAACACCACAGUUCUUAACCAUUACAAGCAUACCCAUAACAUGAUGCAUCCACCACUAUCUUUGAAAAUAUGGUGAGUGGUACUCAGUAAUGUGUUGUAUUGGAUUUGCCCCAAACAUAACACUUUCUAUUCAGGGCAAAAAGUUAAUUUCUUUACCACAUUUUUUACCGUAUUACUUUAGUGCCUUGUUGCAAACAGGAUGCAUGUAUUGGAAUUGUGUUAUUCUGUAGAGGCUUCCUUAUUUUCACUCUGUCAAUUAGGUUAGUAUUGUGGAGUAUCUACAACUUUCUUGAGCCAUCCUCAAUUUUCUCCUGUCACAGCCAUUAAACUCUAACUAUUAAAGCCGCCACUGGCCUCAUGAUUGAAU